UUCAUAGUUCCUCUGCUUUCCUCCAUUUCUCGAUUAGGGUUUAGUUCUGCUCCGAAGAAGGAAGAGAAGGAGAAGAAGAGAGGAUACUUGGAGAGAAGGGAGAAUGGGGUUCUCAAUGCAACCUUACGGGAUACAGGCUAUGCUCAAAGAAGGGCACAAGCAUUUGUCUGGUCUCGAGGAGGCAGUUCUUAAGAACAUCGAUGCUUGCAAGGAGCUCUCUGUUAUCACACGCACUUCUCUAGGCCCGAACGGUAUGAAUAAGAUGGUUAUAAAUCAUUUGGACAAGCUCUUUGUCACAAACGAUGCAGCUACUAUUGUGAAUGAGCUUGAAGUUCAACACCCUUCUGCCAAGAUAUUGGUUCUGGCUGGCAAGGCUCAACAGGAAGAGAUUGGUGAUGGGGCUAAUUUGACGGUUUCGUUUGCUGGAGAGCUUCUCCAAAAUGCAGAGGAGCUUAUCAGGACUGGUCUGCACCCAAGUGAGAUCAUUAGCGGAUAUACCAAAGCUAUCAAAAAGACUACUGAGAUUUUGGAUGAGCUUGUGGAGAAAGGUUCAGAAAAUAUGGAUGUCCGGAAUAAGGAGCAAGUUAUUACCCGAAUGAAAGCUGCUGUUGCUAGCAAGCAAUAUGGACAAGAAGAUGUUUUAUGUUCUCUUAUAGCUGAUGCAUGCAUCCAAGUCUGCCUCAAGAAUCCAGCAAGUUUUGAUGUUGAUAAUGUGCGUGUUGCAAAGGUUUUGGGAGGAGGUUUGCAUAACAGUGCAGUAGUUCGAGGUAUGGUUUUGAAAAGUGAUGCAGUGGGAAGUAUAAAGCAAAUGGAAAAGGCAAAGGUAGCUGUGUUUGCUAGUGGUGUUGAUACCUCUGCCACUGAAACAAAGGGAACUGUCUUAAUCCACAGUGCCGAACAGCUAGAGAAUUAUGCAAAAACUGAAGAAGGUAAGGUUGAGGAGCUCAUCAAAGCAGUGGCUGAUUCUGGUGCCAGGGUUAUUGUCAGUGGGGGAGCAGUUGGUGAAAUGGCACUGCAUUUCUGUGAGCGUUACAAGCUAAUGGUCUUAAAAAUUAGCUCUAAGUUUGAACUGCGACGAUUUUGCCGCACAACUAGUGCUGCUGCUCUUUUGAAACUCAGCCAGCCAAAACCAGAAGACUUGGGAUAUGUUGAUUUAGUUUCAGUUGAGGAAAUUGGUGGUGCUCGGGUCACUAUUGUACAAAGUGAAGAAGGUGGAAACAGAGUUUCUACUGUGGUUCUUCGAGGAAGUACUGAUAGUAUAUUAGAUGAUCUUGAGAGAGCUGUUGAUGAUGGAGUGAAUACAUAUAAGGCAAUGUGCAGAGAUAGUCGUAUGCUACCUGGAGCUGCAGCUACUGAAAUUGAGUUGGCUAGAAGACUAAAAGAGUUCUCUUUUAAAGAAACAGGAUUGGAUCAGUAUGCUAUUGCUAAAUUUGCUGAAAGUUUUGAAAUGAUACCAAGAACUCUGUCAGAGAAUGCUGGGCUGAAUGCUAUGGAUAUCAUAUCUAAGUUGUAUGAAAACCAUGCAUCUGGAAAUACCAAAGUGGGUAUUGACUUGGAGGCUGGUGAGACAGGUGAAGAUGUUUGUAAGGAUGUAUCAAUCAUGAAUGUUUGGGAUCUCUAUGUCACUAAGUUCUUUGCUCUUAAGUAUGCAGCAGAUGCUGCUUGCACUGUUUUACGAGUAGAUCAGAUCAUAAUGGCAAAACCAGCUGGUGGUCCAAGGAGAGAGCAACCCGCAGGGAUGGAUGAGGAUUAGCCUGUGCGCACUGAAAGCAAUCAAAUUAUCCUUGUCAUUUAUAUCAUCGGGCUGGUUUCUGAACUUGUUCAGGCAUCUCUUUUCUUUUAGAUGCCAAAACACUAGUGCUUGGAAAAUUUUGUUUGUUAUUUCAAAAAGAACAAUGGUUUUGUACCUGCUUCUAUGCUAGCCGUUAGUGUUUCUCUACUGUUAUACAAUCAGAUGGCUGUAAUCCUCAACUGAAAAGCUGAUGACUUAUUUAUCCC
Molecule: messenger RNA, 1998 nt
Organism: Rubroshorea leprosula
Lineage: Eukaryota; Viridiplantae; Streptophyta; Magnoliopsida; Malvales; Dipterocarpaceae
Source: the annotation of a GenBank genome assembly